UGAUUUUUUUUUGGUGAGCUGGAAUUCACUUUGAUUAUUGCAUUGAAAAUGCAAAACAAUAUUUGUUGUGUAACAUCUUUGGUAGUGUUGUGAGCUGUGACAUAUUUUUCCCCUUCACGACCGUCUCGGGAACCAAUGGUGAAUAGAUAGAUAAUAAGAGAAAUAUGACAAUUGGAUGAAACAAGAAAGAGUUGAAAUCUGAAAAUGGUCUGCGACAAAUGUUUCCAUGUCUCUUUCAUCUGACAAGCCCACUCUCUCCGGCUACUGAAAUGGGAAUCACAAAGGCAACAAGUAGUUAUGGCUCUAUCUAUCUAUGGUCCUCUAAAAUUGGUUUCACGUUCAAAACAGAGCAUAAAACAGAGCAUUCAAAGCUUCCUUCACCACCUCCAUGUGCAUCGUGGCUUCACUAAACAAUCACUGUUAAUAUUUAACAAAUAUGCCCUAAUAUCCCAUGUGUUUCCUGCACAUGCCUUCACGUCUCCAUAUAUAUACCCAACUUCUCUUCUCUUUUCUUCAGCAGAAUCAAGAAACAUGGCAUUCCCUGAAACCAAACUUCAAAUGCCCAUUAGAUCUAUAAGUCUUCCAUCAAGAAUCCACCAUCCUUCUGCUAAGUUUCAAGCUGCUCUCUCUCAGAUUCAUCUUUUCCAAAACUCAUCUGAUUCACAAUCUCUUCAAGCCUCAUUACUCAACCUCUCUGAGCUUUACCAUUCCCUUCACCAACUCAAUCACUCUCUUCCCACAGCUCAAGCUGAACAUUCUCUUGACGUGUCCGCCACGUUACUAGACUCUUGCGACGCAGCGAGAAACCUAAUCCUAACACUCAGAGAGCAUCUCCUCAAUCUUCAGUCUGCGCUUAGGAGAAAGGAUAAAUCCAUGGAAGUUCAGAUCAAAGAGUACUUUUCCUUCAGGAAAAAGAUCAAGAAAGAGACUAACAAGCUUCUUCUUGGCCUCAAGAAGUUAGAAGGAUCUGAGACCACCGACUUAGCCGUCUCUAUCUUCCGCUCUCUUUUCAUGUUCCUGUCGACAACAUCGACCGUAAAGACAAAGACAUGUUCUCUCAAAUUCGUCUCCAAGCUGAUCAGUGGUGGUCACCGAUCGUCGUCGUCGAUAAUGAGCGAGUUGCAGAAUGUUGAUGUGGUUCUACGUUCAGAUGGGGAUAACUCCAAGGAAAUGAAGAAGAUGUUAGAGAGAUUAGAGGAAAGAACAGAGGAACUUGAGGCUGCACUUGAUUCUCUUUUCAAGUCUCUUGUCCAAUAUAGAGUUUAUUUGCUCAACAUUCUUACAACACACUCUUAGUUUAGUUAGUCUCUAAUUGUACACAAAACAUAUAUAGUAAUAGAUACUGAUUCUUGUAAGAAUUUAAUGGAUUCACUGGAAUUAUA
Molecule: messenger RNA, 1382 nt
Organism: Arabidopsis lyrata subsp. lyrata
Lineage: Eukaryota; Viridiplantae; Streptophyta; Magnoliopsida; Brassicales; Brassicaceae
Biological process (GO): root development; shoot system development
Source: RefSeq, a predicted model, not a curated record